This is a messenger RNA of Kalmanozyma brasiliensis GHG001, 645 nucleotides long. RefSeq lists its product as uncharacterized. The transcript is spliced from 2 exons. The record is from RefSeq and is a predicted model, not a curated record. Bases 1 to 645 code for a protein of 214 amino acids. Lineage: Eukaryota; Fungi; Basidiomycota; Ustilaginomycetes; Ustilaginales.
AUGUUGACCAACAAGACUUGCAUUCUAUUCCUACUGCUAUCGGCUGCGGUCUUCGUCGCCGACUGUCAUGCUCUGACGAGCAAGCGAUCCGUACCGUUGAACAGCAGAGCAGCCAAGAAGCGGAACAUCGGCGGUCAACUCAAAGACUGGUACCUAUCCGGUAUGACGAAAAACUACAUGUGCACCGACACGGGCCGCCUGGUCCCCGUGGACCCAGAGACGGGCCACAUGCUGCUGAAGGGACUUCGAAAGCGCAGCAACUGGUUCGACGAUCUGUUGGGACAUUCGCACGCCACCGAAAAGGGUCUUUGCCGCAAUCCUACGUGGGUGCUGCCUCCUGGCUGGACGCAGCCGAUUCCGGUGAAACAAUUCAACGCUCAGUACCCUUGGGACACGGUGGAUGAUCGUGGGCAAAUCCGUCUGAAGGACGACUUUAGAUCUUGGCUGGAAGAGCGAGCCGCAGCUGGGGCUGCGAUGGGUUCCAGUCAAGCGCAGGGAGGAGCAGGGGGCGCGGCCCCGAACGGAGGCUCCGGCAGCUUGCCUGCGUCAGAGAUGAAGGUUGCUUCAGGUACGGGUACUGGCUCGGGCUUUGGAGAGACCACCUUCGGUAAUGGUGUCGCUGCUGGCGCAGCUGCGCACGUCUGA